UAAAAACAUAAUAUAUCCCAUAUUAAAUAUAUCACUUCAAUAAUUUUUAUAAAACGGGAAAUACAAUGAAAAAGAGUGAAAUGACCAAGGAAUGAAAUAAAGAGGCAUUAGCCAAUACUUUAAUCAUUAUAUAAUUGCCAGAAAAUCAGGCUUUAAAUGAUAUUUUAGUAAGAAGAUAUGUAGUUACAGGCAAAGCAACCAUCAUGAUAACUUUCACAGGAAACAUCAAUAAAAUAGAAAGUAAAGAACUUUGACCUGUACAUGGACAACAACGACAAAAACACCAGCAGCAGCAUCAUUCAAAGCAAUUCAUUGAAAACAUUCAAAGUUGUACCAAAAAUGAGGAGCAGUGACAAACCAUCAGCCUUACGCAGAAAUCUGCCCAUAAUAAUAAGCACCAUUUUAUUGCUUUCAUGCUUUGGGGUGAUAUAUUACACAUUUUAUCCCUCCAUGUCAACAUCACUCUUGAAGGACGGAUCUGGUGAUUUAACGGAAAAAGCUGCAGUAAGUGAUCAGAUUAAGACCAUUGAUGAUAAUGAUCCACUAUUUAGACAUAGGGAGACAGAUAUUAUGACAGAUGGCGCACCUGUGAUGUAUGACAUAAAACAUACCAAGACAAAAGAUUUAACAUUUAGAAAUGAUUUUAACAACCUUGAACUAGAUGCUGGAAGAGUGGAGUAUGAUUUGCAUAUUGCUAAAAUUUUGAGAAAUAUUGAAGACGCUGAUAAUGUCGGAGGUACAUAUAACAUUGGGACCAAUGACAGAGGCGAGCCCAUAGGUAUCGAAGUUAAAAUAAAUGGAAUAAAAGGUAAAACUUCAGAAGAGAAAGUACAGAUCAGUGAUGCACUUAAGAAAUCAAUGAAUAAUGAUGGCAGCACAUUGCAUGAAAGUGAUAGUAUGUCUAUAGAAGACCAAAAGGAUGUUGCUGUAACAUCACCUGACAUAAAGAUGACAUCAAGAUCAGAUAUGACAUCAUUAUCAGACAUGAUUGAGACAUCACAAGUUCCAAGUUUGACAUCAGUUGAUGCAAGUAUGACAUCAGAAAGAAGCAGGGCGCCCCAUCUUCACAUAGUUACGAGUAUUCCUAUGUUAUCAGCAAGUGAAGAGUUGGGCAAAUUAGGAUAUGCUUCUUUAUCAUCGUCACAGCUUUUGCAGCGCCAUCUAGAGUUCAUGGGGACAUUGCAAAAUAAUCUUAAUUUAGACUUUGUUGAGCAAAUACACAUUUUAACAAACAUCAUAGAUAUGAAAAUCUAUCUUGAAAAUGAAAAUCUGGACAAUUUUGAUAAAAUAUCUGUACAUUAUAUUGAUGUUGGUAUAACCUACAGAGUUAUAAUGGAAUUUAUAUCUGAAAACUUGGUACAUGAAUGUGUUGUUUUUAUGAAUGGAGACAUCUAUCUGAGUAAUGAGUUUACUAGAGUUAAUUCAAGUAAAAUGUUGGAGAAACACAUUGCGUAUGCAAUAACACGAAUGGGCAAUGAAAUGAGUGGACUGCCUUUCGUGCAAUGUCCAGUGGAGAACCUAUGCGUGAAGAAAUAUCAUGGUUCCCAUGAUGCAUUUGUAUUUGUUUUGGAGGAGCCAUUUCCCCAAGAUGCAUUAGAGAAUUUGGAUUACCCAAUGAACAAGCUGGGAGCUGAGAAUGUCCUUAUUUGGCAACUGGAAAAAAAGAUGGGCUACACAGUUUUAAAUCCUUGUAAAAUUUUACGGAUUUUCCAUAACCAUUGCUCAAAUAUCCGUGCCAAUUUUACGGUGAAUCUCAAAGAAAGGGUAGAUACUGGAAUGCAUGGAAGAGCUCCAUAUAGUAAUUCAUUGUAUACAUAGGACAAGAGGUUGAUUCCCAGAGUUCAUUUGAUUUUCAUACAGUAUAUUAAUGCAUGGAAGAGCUCCUUAUAGUAAUUCAUUGUAUGCAUAGGACAAGAGGUUGAUUCCCAGAGUUCAUUCGAUUCUCAUACAUAUUAAUGCAUGGA
Owenia fusiformis is the source of this 1964-nucleotide messenger RNA. Lineage: Eukaryota; Metazoa; Annelida; Polychaeta; Sabellida; Oweniidae. The record is from the annotation of a GenBank genome assembly.